AUGGAGAGUUGUGCAAGCAUGGAUGUGCUCGUGCCCAGUUUCAUAAAUGCACUGAACGGAUCCAGCGUCAAAAUCCCCUGCACAUUCACAUCCUGCUACAAGAUGGAUUUGAACACGUUUAUCAUGAACUGGACCUACCAAGAAACAUACAACGACACAAAGGAAAUGUUCAUGAUCUUCUCUAGGAGGAAAGAAAUGGUGACUCUCAGGACAGACCGGUUCGGAGAGAGGGUCAUGUUUGCUGGGAACCUGGAGAAGAACGAUCUGUCCAUCACACUGUCAGAUAUCCAGGUUGAGGAUAUGGGGAUUUACAACUGCUAUGUGAUGAAUUUCCCAGACCGCACCGAGGGAUAUGGUUCCAUACAACUUAAUGUGGUCACUGAACUUCCCCCGCCAAGGGACUCCACCAUUGCAGUAGCUAUCGGGGCAUCGGUGGGCGGAGCCUUGGCUCUGCUGAUCCUCUCCAUGGUCGUGUUGAAAUGCCUCCGUCGACACCAGAAACAGGAACUGAUUCCGGAGGAAAAGAUGGAGGAGGAGGGUAAACUGGACCCUGAGGGUGUUGCAGAGGAGGGAACCAAACAACAAUAGCUGGGUCACCUGCUUGAACCCACAGACUGUGGAGCUCUGAUCCCCAACACCUCCUAAGACCAUCAUCCUGAAGAUCUAUAGUAACCACUGCUUGAAUCACUGUCCACUGAUGCUCCCCUGCCCCCUGCAGGGCUCCAGACUAAUCUUUCUCCGCCUAACUUUUUCAUUUAAGUGCACCAGCACAUCAUUUAGGUGCACCCAAUAUGUAUCACUGUGCCCCUUGGCAACGCAAUAAUACACCGAUUAGACCAUUUCUUUGAUUUGUUCAAAUAUCGAUUCAGUUCAGGAUAUUUCACUGUACAAUACCAAGUUUGCCUAGAUAUGAAAUCAAUUCUCAGAGAACUAAAGCUGUAAACUGAACAAGGAAACCCCUAACUUGCUGCAUUAUUAAAAAUAUUAAGGUAGGCCUGUCACAAUAACACAUUUUGUUGGAUGAUACUUGGUCCUAGAAAUUAUUGGAAUAAAUGAUAUUAUUAUCAUCAUCAUCGUGAAACCAUUUUAAACCACUGCUAUAAUGAUAACUUAAUUCAAAUGAGUCUGACAUUUGAAUUAAAUUUAAAAAUAAAUAUUGAUAUUGAAAAUAUCCGAAAUAAAUAGAGUAUAAACCACACACAACCAAAACAAUACAUAAAAUGGACUCUCUUGCUCGGUUAAUUUUUUUUUAAUCUUGAUUAAAUAUUAAACAUUUGGCUCAGGAUAUAUGUUACCGGCUCAGCAAACAGGAAGGGAUGGUUAUAAUCUGGA
Messenger RNA from Pleuronectes platessa (European plaice), 1332 nucleotides. It is a transcript of the gene scn2b, whose product is annotated as sodium channel, voltage-gated, type II, beta. Gene Ontology annotation, cellular component: membrane. NCBI's taxonomy places the organism in Eukaryota, Metazoa, Chordata, Actinopteri, Pleuronectiformes, Pleuronectidae. The transcript has 6 exons. Bases 1 to 588 code for a protein of 195 amino acids. The record is from RefSeq and is a predicted model, not a curated record.